Messenger RNA from Capra hircus (goat), 945 nucleotides. RefSeq names its product olfactory receptor 10AG1-like. Gene Ontology annotation, biological process: G protein-coupled receptor signaling pathway. The record is from RefSeq and is a predicted model, not a curated record. Lineage: Eukaryota; Metazoa; Chordata; Mammalia; Artiodactyla; Bovidae. Gene Ontology annotation, molecular function: G protein-coupled receptor activity; olfactory receptor activity. Gene Ontology annotation, cellular component: membrane.
AUGCAACACCAAGAAAAAGCACCAGAAGGUAAUCUCACUAAAUUGACGGAAUUUGUUCUCCUGGACUUUGCUGAUGUUCCUCAUCUCCAGGGGUUUUUAUUUGGACUGUUCUUACUCAUCUAUAUAAUUAUCUUGAUAGGCAAUGGGAUCAUAUUUCUGAUAACAAAACUAGACCCUGGUCUCCAGGCCUCCAUGAAUUUUUUCCUUGGAAAUUUUUCCCUUUUGGAAAUCUGCUAUGUGUCUGUUACGCUCCCCAGAAUGCUCACGAGUCUUUGGACACAAAGAACGAUUUCUUUAGUUGCUUGUGCCACACAAAUGUGCUUCAUUCUUAUACUUGGGGCCACCAAGUGCUUCCUUCUGGCCGUGAUGGCCUAUGAUUGCUACGCGGCCGUUUGUAGCCCUCUGCACUAUCCUCUGGUCAUGUCGCUCAGUCUCAUGAACUACAAGGUGUGUAUCCAGCUAAUGGCUGGCUCCUGGAUCAGUGGAAUCCCAAUCCAAAUAGGCCAGACAGGCCAGAUUUUCUCUCUGCCAUUCUUCUGUGACAUCCCUCCCAUACUCAAGCUGGCCUGUGGGGACGCUUUUCUGAAUGAAAUGCUGGUCUUCACAGUUGCUGCGCUGUUUGUGGCUCCAUUUCUGUUGAUACUUGUCUCUUAUGGCAAAAUCAUCUCCACAAUCCUUAAAUUGCCAUCAGCCACAAGCCGAGGCAAAGCCUUUUCCACCUGCUCCUCUCAUCUUACGGCUGUGGCAUUGUUCUUCAGAUCAGGCCUUGUCACAUAUUUAAGACCCAAGACCCAAGGCUCAGCAGAAAGUGACAAAGUGCUUUCUCUCUUCUACACGAUUGUGACGCCUGUGUUUAACCCCAUGAUAUACAGUCUAAGGAACAAGGAUGUCAUGAUGGCACUGAGACAAUGGCCAUGCAAAUAUCUUAGUUCAUUGAAAAACUGA